CCUCCUGGUCUAAGAAGAUGGAGGACAUAUGGGAACUUCAACUGACCACUACUCUUUACAUGACCUCUGACCUCUUACUAUCCACAAACCUCACCAACGUCACCAACUGCACCAACACCAACUCCAGCUGCACCGUCUCUAGCGUCAAGCUCUCGCCUUAUUACCAACACUCCCUGACAAUAGCAGCCAGCUACACCCUGGCCUACCUGUUCAUCUUCCUGCUGUGCAUGGUGGGUAAUGGCCUGGUGUGCCUCAUUGUUGUGAGGAACCGUCACAUGCGGACGGUCACCAACCUCUUCAUCUUCAAUCUGGCUAUCAGUGACCUGCUGGUUGGCAUCUUCUGCAUCCCCACCACGCUGGUGGACAACCUCAUCACAGGUUGGCCCUUUAGCAAUGCAGUGUGUAAGCUAAGUGGUCUGGUACAGGGGAUAUCAGUGGGUGCAUCAGUAUUCACCUUGGUUGCCAUCGCUGUGGACAGAUUCCGCUGUAUUGUUUACCCCUUUAAGCCCAAGCUAACCCUUCUUGUUGCUAAGGCAACUAUAGGGCUGGUAUGGGCUCUUGCGUUGGUUAUCAUGCUUCCGUCGGCUGUGAUGCUGAUGGUGGAGCAAGAGGAGGGUCACUACAUGGUAUCCAGUGACAACCAGACCUACCCUCUCUACUACUGCUAUGAGACCUGGCCUGACCCGGAAAUGAGGAAGGUUUACACCAUGGUCCUGUUCACACACAUCUAUCUGAUGCCCCUGGCUCUCAUCAUGAUAAUGUAUGGCUGCAUUGGGGCCAAGCUCUACUCUACAGCUGUUCUGUCCAGUAGGGGGCACCCGGACGUCAAGUCCCCCAUCUCCCAGAAGAAAGUCAAGGUGGUUAAGAUGCUAAUCGUGGUGGCCCUCCUCUUCAUGCUGUCCUGGCUGCCUCUCUGGACCCUGAUGCUCCUCACAGACUACGCCAGACCUGAAGGGGACCAGCUGGACCUUCUGACAGGCUACAUCUUCCCUUUCUCCCACUGGCUGGCCUUCUCCAACUCCAGCAUCAACCCCAUCAUCUAUGGCUACUUCAAUGAGAACUUCAAGAAGGGCUUCCAGGCUGCCUGUCACCCUAGAUCAUGUUGCAGCGUGGUCCCUCAGGAGCAGGUGGUGAGCAAGGCUCAGCGGAGGCACAAUGCCAGAGCCCCCCGGAACACAGCCCUCAGUGCCAACCUUCUCACCACCCUGGGGGUGAGGAACCGCAUCUACACCGACAGCGACCUGAUGGGCUGCGUGUGUCUGGAGAUGGAGCAGAGGAAGGAGGAAGGCUCUGCAGAGGCUCCUGGGCAGAGGGAAGUAACAGUAACGGUAGAGUGUCAAUAAAAAGGGGUGUUCAUGCAGAGGAUGUGGAUAGACUCUUUCCAAUGGGGGUCGCUAUGUGUCAGGUGUGGAAGCUUUGAAAGGCAGUUGGGUGGACAUUAACAGUGGGGUGUGUAUGCAUGGUGAGGUUGGAAAAUGGACAUAUUGGAGAUAAGAGCGCAAUAGUGCUGAGCGAUUAACCGAAAUGUAAGUUAUUUUUAGUUUUCUUUCUAUGAGCGUGAUCUGCAGUUUCUCUGGAGAUAACUCAGACCAAGCCAGAACUGCAGGGCUGGCUGUAGCCUUUUGGGGGCCCUAAAUGAGAUUUGGAUGGGGGGUCCCCCCCAACAAGUGGCCACCAAGCGGGAUUUUUGUUGUUGUUGUGGUCCUCUAGACAUCGGAGAUUUCCAAUUUUACACAUUUUGCCAUGUGGUAGAGAGGAAAUGUGGCAAUUAUACAACAAAUGUUAUGCAAUUCUACUAAUUGUACCAUGGGGCAGAGAAAAAACAAACAUUUUAUAACACAUUUCAUGCAAUUCUACAAAUUUUGCCAUGGGGCAGGGAUAAACUUUUGCAGUUCUAAACAUUUUGCCAUGCAAUGGAGAGAAAAUGGUGCAAUUUUCUUACACAUUUCAUGCAAUUCUACUAAUUAUGCAAGUUGGCGGAGAGAAAUGUUGCAGUUUUAAAGAUAAUUUACUUGAAAGAGCAUGACAGAGCUUGCAAUUCUACCAAUCUUGUCAUGGGAUGGAGAGAAAUGGUUGCAAUUUUAAAGGGCAAUUACGCCCCUUUUCAAUCUCAUAUUCAUCAUCUUCAGCACCAAACCAGUGUCUACAUACACUAUAUAUACAAAAAUAUGUGGACACCCUUCAAA
Molecule: messenger RNA, 2186 nt
Organism: Oncorhynchus mykiss (rainbow trout)
Lineage: Eukaryota; Metazoa; Chordata; Actinopteri; Salmoniformes; Salmonidae
Source: RefSeq, a predicted model, not a curated record